Molecule: messenger RNA, 2540 nt
Organism: Hemiscyllium ocellatum (epaulette shark)
Lineage: Eukaryota; Metazoa; Chordata; Chondrichthyes; Orectolobiformes; Hemiscylliidae
Gene: glb1l
Product: galactosidase, beta 1-like
Exons: 16
Coding region: 10-1875 (621 amino acids)
Biological process (GO): carbohydrate metabolic process
Cellular component (GO): vacuole
Molecular function (GO): beta-galactosidase activity
Source: RefSeq, a predicted model, not a curated record
GGCCCCAGGAUGGCGACCGCUCUCUGGCUGCUCCUGCUCCUGGCCCCGGGGCUGGCGAUUUCUAAGUCAGGCACUUUCACGAUUGAUUAUGAAAAUAAUUGCUUCAGUAAAGAUGAUUCCUGUUUCCGGUACAUCUCUGGGAGUAUACACUAUUUCCGAGUUCCACAUAUCUAUUGGAAGGACAGGCUACAGAAAAUGUACAUGGCUGGGCUUAACACAAUCCAGGUAUACGUUGCCUGGAAUUACCAUGAAACGAACCCUGGGGAGUAUGACUUCAGCAAGGCUAAAGAUAUCGAGUAUUUUCUGAACCUUGCUCAGGAGAUAGGUCUGUUUGUCAUUCUGCGUCCUGGACCCUACAUCUGUGCUGAGUGGGAUCUGGGUGGUCUUCCAGCCUGGCUUCUGCAAAAUUCAACAAUCAGUUUACGAUCAUCUGAUCCAGAUUACCUGGCCGCAGUGGAUAGAUGGUUUGCAGUUUUAUUACCAAAGAUGAAACCCUUGAUGUACCAGAAUGGAGGCCCCAUCAUCAGUGUUCAGGUGGAGAAUGAAUAUGGGAGUUAUUUUACAUGUGAUUUUAACUACCUGCGGCAUCUUCGUGAGGUCAUGCGCAAAUUCCUGGGUGAUGAUGUCUUACUUUUCACCACUGAUGGGAACCAGCUACAAGAGUUGAAAUGUGGCACCUUGCAGGGGCUCUACUCAACUGUGGAUUUUGGCACCACUGAUGAUGUCAAUGCUUCAUUUCGAAUCCAAAGGCAGUUUGAACCUGAAGGCCCACUGGUGAAUUCUGAGUUUUAUGUGGGAUGGCUGGAUUACUGGGGUGUGGAACAUUCAGUGGUUCCAAUUGAAAAUGCCACCAGAAUGCUGGAGGAAUUGCUGCAACUUGGAGCCAGUGUGAAUAUGUACAUGUUUGAAGGUGGGACUAAUUUUGGAUACUGGAACGGUGCUGACUACAAUACCAAGUACCGUCCUAUUACCACCAGCUAUGAUUACAAUGCCCCUCUGUCCGAGGCAGGAGAUCCCACACAGAAGUUUUAUGCACUGCGAGAUGUGAUUAGUAAGUUUCGAGCUGUCCCUUUGGGUCCAGUACCACCACCCACUGUGAAGUUUGCAUAUGGUACUGUCCAUAUGACCAAGUUCGGAGCACUACUGGAUUUCCUGAAUGUGCUGUCACCCGGAGGAGCUGUCAAUAGCACUUACCCUUUGACCUUUGAGCAAAUGCAACAGUAUUACGGGUUUAUGCUGUAUCGUACACAACUGCCUCACACUGUUGAGAAAGCCCUUCCCUUGAAACCAGAGUUGAAUGGAAUGCAUGAUCGAGGGUAUGUCCUGGUUAAUGGGAUAUAUCAGGGUGUGUUAGAACGUGACAGUGUCCAUGUAUUAAACAUCACUGGCAGUAAAGGUGACUUACUGGACAUUGUGGUAGAGAACAUGGGCCGCAUCAACUUUGGAAGCUGUCUGCUGGACCUCAAGGGCCUCGUAAGAAACGUUACACUUGCUUCCACUAUCCUUACCGACUGGUCCAUGUUCCCCUUGGCGAUAGAUGAUGUCAUUAAGAAUGGCUGGCCACAUUCUGAACAACAGGAAGAUGUGAACUCGGUGGCUCAGGGCCCUGCUGUCUAUUACGGGACCUUUCAGUCAGCGAAGGCUCAUGACACUUAUGUCAGGCUGCAAGGCUGGGCAAAGGGUCAGAUCUGGAUCAAUGGUUUUAAUGUGGGGCGUUACUGGCCAGAGAGAGGACCCCAAGAGACUCUGUAUGUGCCCAAGAACAUUCUGAAUGUAAACUCCCUGAACAAGGUGACGGUGCUGGAAUUGGAGAGAGGUCCUGCCAAACCUUCAGUUGUAUUUCAGGAUCAUGCAAUCUUGACCUCAAAGGGCUAGGAGAGAGGAGCAAUAUAUUGCUAUUUAUGUCAUACUGCUGCAGGCUCCCAAUCUGUUUCAUUAAGGCAACAGUGGAUCAGUGUCCUGCUGUCAUUAUUUACAGGUGCUAUAUACACACUCAUUUAAACAAAGACACAGGAGCCAUUAAAAUAAUCAAUUAAUUAAACUAACGCUUGGAGCAGCAUACAGCAAUGAGAAGGGAUGGUCUUGAGUCCGAAGGGGUACAAAAUGAAGGUGCCAACUCCAUUCUGCACUCUGUGAAGGGUUCACGUAUAGCCAGCUGGUCACAGCUCUCUCUGGGAUGCAGCAGGUAUGCAGAUGGCGUCACAGGGCAGUGAGAUGGAGCAGAACCUAUUCACCUCUACAACAAUGUCACCACAACUAAGAUGACCAUCGAUCAGGACAGACCUUGGAUUGUACCAGAGUCCCAUUGUCUUGGCCGUGAGACUGGGGUGGGAGAGGUGGCUGAUGUUGGGGGAUCCUGGUUUAUCACUGGGAGUUCCCAGGACUGCCUCCUAUGCAUUCCUCUCAGGAGAAGUAUUAAGAUCAUUGCAAACCAAUCACAAAGACUGCAUCAUGUGAUUUCCUUUGUAUUGUACGAGCUUCAGUAAAUAACCAGCAUUAUGGAGGCAACAUUAUUGUAAUAAAAUUGGAUUUGUACAGCA